Messenger RNA from Symbiodinium necroappetens, 939 nucleotides. The record is from the annotation of a GenBank genome assembly. NCBI's taxonomy places the organism in Eukaryota, Dinophyceae, Suessiales, Symbiodiniaceae.
AUGGCUUGGCUUGCUGUGGCCGUAUGGUGUGGACUGCUGACCUCCACCUCGGCGAGGUUUCUCUUCUGGGGCCAGUGCCUGGAAAUCACGGGAUCCUGUGAGAAUGCGACCACAGACUUCGUCAUUGGCCUCGAGUAUAACUGGGAUGAUCCGACAGAUCUGAUCACGGUCGUGGAUCUAAACGCGUCCACCAUGACCCAGUGUCUGGCUGGACAUCUAUCGUCGGUAGGCGGCUCCUUCUGCCCCGAUGACAGACCGUCUCCUUUUGGCCAACUUCUGCUUUUUGGCAUCCCGAUCUUCUUUCUGGCAUGCAUGGUGGUCUUCUUCUGCAGUCGGAGAUACCCCACACUGCAAUUCUGGGUGAUGCUCAUCACCUUUUGGACUGCUGACCUCGGAGCAGGACUUGCAACGGGCAUGUACGCGCAGAUGUUCUACCCCACCGGGGCCACGAAGGACCGGAUCUUCUUGCGUGACAGCUUGGCGUCAUCGCCCUUUGUGGAGCAACUGGGAGUUGCCUUCAUCUUCGAGCUCCUCACCUGGGACUGGCCGAUGCAGUUGCUCAAGCUGCUGCUGAGUUUGUCUUGCUGGCCAUGCAGGAUCAAACGCAUUGUUCAGGGUGGCGUGUUCUUAGUCGCGGCCUGUUGCCUGGGCUGCGGCUGUGCCUACAUGGCGGUGGAUGCAGCCUACAGGCCAGCCUCCAUCGUGGUUGUGGGGCAUCAUCCGCUGAUCUUGGGCUUGGUGAACUUUGCCCUGGACCUGCCCUGGAAAAUCCUGGAGCGGAGGGUCAAAGCCGUCGUUGAGGCACGCAUUUGGCCUGAUGCCGGCACCUACGAGUUUCUGGAUUACCAGUCGCAUUGGUUGGUCGAGGAGUUGGCGGAUCCACUUCCGGAGCAGUUUGUUGCGGAGUGUCGAUAUGCAAGCUCACUUGUUUCGGUGUAA